Molecule: messenger RNA, 546 nt
Organism: Funneliformis caledonium
Lineage: Eukaryota; Fungi; Glomeromycota; Glomeromycetes; Glomerales; Glomeraceae
Source: the annotation of a GenBank genome assembly
GAGAGUAAGAGCGUCUGUGGAGGAGGAACAGAAUUUGAACGAGAAUACCGCGAUUAUCCUUCUUACACCUCUGAAAGAAGAGGUCCUCCAAGGAGGAGUAAACCAAUAGAUCGUGGGUCAGACAAAGAAAGACGUGACUCAACUACGCUUUAUGUGGGUAAUCUUCCAUAUGCUUUUCGUGAACAAGAUGUAGCUGACAUGUUCGAACGAUAUGGUCGUUUACGAAAAGUGACAGUUCAGAUUGACCAUUAUACCGGAAGAAACAAAGGGUUUGCUUUUGUUGAAUUCGAGGACAGAAGAGAUGCCGAAGACGCAUUUGAUAAAUACAAUGGAACCAAUGUCGAGGGUCGCCGACUAAAACUUGAUUGGGACAUUGGUCUUAAUAAAAAGGACCAACAUCGUAGAGAAAAAUAUGGUACACCCAAUGACUAUGGUCGUUCGGCAGAUCCUUAUGGACGCGGUGCUUCGCCUCUUGGAUUACGUGCUUUUAGUCCAAACUACAGAACAGGUGGUGCUCGUUCUCCCAGUCCUACUUAUCGUCGAUGA